AUGUCGUUUCAAGAUGCAGCCAGGGAUUUCGAAUCGAAGGUGGAAGGAAUGAUGAAAACGAUUACAAAAGCGGUUCUUCCAUUACAGAGAAAGUCCUACGAGUGUUGCGUUAAAUGUUUCGACAACAGCAGGGAAGAGCUCGACACGAUUGGAAAGUGUAUUCAAGAGUGUCAAGCUCCCGCUGAAGCUUUUGGGGAUCGAUUAAGGCAGGAAAUGCAAACGUUUCAGAAUCAGAUCAGUGGUUGCCAGCAAUCUUGCCACAAUAAAUUUUCUAUGGCAUUUAGUGACGCUAAGGAAGAAGUCAAGAGAAAUGAGAUUCAGUCACACAUGGAAUCAUGUGCAGUAACUUGCUUCUCAGAUGUUGUUCCUCAACUUGAUGAAAUGAAACAAAGAAUGCUACAACUUGUGACGAAGCAACUCCAACAACCUUAG
Messenger RNA from Condylostylus longicornis, 432 nucleotides. RefSeq names its product protein FAM136A-like. The coding region runs from base 1 to 432 and encodes 143 amino acids. Gene Ontology annotation, cellular component: cytoplasm. The transcript has a single exon. Lineage: Eukaryota; Metazoa; Arthropoda; Insecta; Diptera; Dolichopodidae. The record is from RefSeq and is a predicted model, not a curated record.